CUAAAAUCUGUUUCUAUACAAAUGUGUUCGUGAAAAAUGCAGUGUGUUGUGUUUUUAUUUUACGUUUAUUUCAUUGUGAAUCUAUGUUUUUGUUAUGAAAACAGUCAUAGUAUCUUAAAUCAUAACACUAUAGGUUCCAAAUGUGCCUGGAAUGGACUGAAUGGUACCUGUACCAGUUUAGUAGAUUGUCCAUCAGCACAGCACGCCAUCAGUGGUAGACGACACCCAUCAGUAUGUUCCUUCGAAGGAGUGACGCCAAUAGUAUGCUGCACUGCUGCAGAAAUUGCACAAAAGAAUAGUGAUUCUAUGGAAAUUCCCACUUACAAACCAUCUUUACGGUACAGACCAGGCAGCAAAGCGGAACGACAAUGUAUGGAAUUCAUUCGUACGAUGGAGUAUUGCCUCGGUGAGAUGGACUGGCGAAGAUCUGGUGAUAACAAUGCAUCAGACGUGACACCAUCCUCGAACACAUCCACAACUGAUUCUCUUGCCGACCGAUCCAGGGGUUACGGUUCUCCCGUCAUCUCACACGGCAUGCCAGCCUUUCGUAACCAGUACCGACAUAUGGCUCUCUUAGGAUACGGAGACUCGAUAGACACAGCGGAAUGGCUUUGUGGUGGGUCCAUCAUCAGCAAAAAGUUCGUGCUCACCGCUGCACACUGCAUUUCCAGUCCUAGUGUUAGGACGGACUCCCAGUACUACUGGCAGAUACACAACGUCACGAGAGUGAUCCCUCAUCCAGGGUACCGCGCCCCUCACAAGUACCACGACAUCGCCCUCCUUGAGAUGGAUAGAGAGUAA
Spodoptera frugiperda (fall armyworm) is the source of this 801-nucleotide messenger RNA. Its product is annotated as clotting factor B-like. Lineage: Eukaryota; Metazoa; Arthropoda; Insecta; Lepidoptera; Noctuidae. The coding region runs from base 37 to 801 and encodes 254 amino acids. Gene Ontology annotation, biological process: proteolysis. The transcript has 8 exons. Gene Ontology annotation, molecular function: serine-type endopeptidase activity. The record is from RefSeq and is a predicted model, not a curated record.